AUGGUGCCCUCAAUCACAACUCUUGAACAUGGCUCUUCUAUUAUACCCAUCAAUACCUGGAGGCUAUCCAAGAAAGCUCCCCCUCCGAUCCCGCAAGCAUUCGUCGAUCUUCCACUUACUCUCUCCGAGUCUCAUAUUCUUGAGGCUGCAAACUCCCAAUACUUGGAAUACUUGGAUCCGGAAUUGACCGAGGGUCUUGACAUUGAGUCCGUUCUCGUUGUUUGCUGGUUACUUGUGGUACAUGGGUUCUCUCCUGUGAGAACUAUGUACCUGGAGUUCCACCCUUCAUCAAAUCUGUGCUACAUAGAUGGCAAAUCUCAAGGGAUCGAUUCAUACGCUCUUGAAUUUUCCUCGGAGCGUCCAUUGAAGGAUAUUGUUCGGGAUUUCUGUCGUAUCAAAGCAGGCAUCAGCCCAACUGACCCUGACGAGGGGUGGACUUCUGAUGAGAGGAAUCACCUCACCUCGGCUGUCCGCUACGCUGGUGACGGUCCAAAGUUGCAAAAGGCACCAGUUUCGUCCAAUUCAAAUAUCCCGAAUCCAAAGCUGAUGCUCAAUGUGACAAAUGAGAACGGAAAGCUGCACGCGAGUCUUGCCUUCUCGUCGCCUGAGAUGUCCAAAGAAUUCGCAACGAGCCUUCUUCACUCCUUGAACAAGGUUGUCGCAUCCAUAUACCGCUCCCCGGAAUCCUCCUUGGGUGACCUUGACUUAUGUUCUGAUCUCGACCUCAUUCUCGUGCAAAAAUAUACGAAGGAGGUUGCGGACUCCCACGAGGUCUUGUUACAUGACAUGGCGUUGGAGCAUGCCCGACUCACCCCGAACGCACCUGCAAUCUGUUCGUGGGAUGGGAAUUUCACCUAUAGAGAGUUGGAUGAUCUCACAUCUCGUCUUGCUUUCUACUUGACCAAUAUUGGUGUUGGUCCCGAGACUUUCGUGCUCAGUUGUUUUGAAAAAUCAUCCUUUGCGAUUAUUGCUCGUCUGGCGAUUUUGAAAGCCGGCGGGGCGUAUAUAUCCAUUGACGCUACUGACCCUCCUAUCUUCCUGGACUCGGUCAUCAAUCGCGUUAAUGCUAAAAUCAUGCUCACAUCCCCUGAAUAUGCAUCAAACUAUGGAUCCCUCAUCUCAAACGUCAUUUCGAUUACAGGGGAUAUGCUAAAGGAGCUUCCCACAGGACCCCUGUCUUCCACAGUCCAACCAGGGAAUGCCUGUCUGAUUCUAUUCACCUCCGGUAGUACGGGCCAGCCCAAGGGCAUCAUCCAGGAACAUCGAUCUUAUGCCACAGCAAUCCGCGAUUACAACAAGGUCCUCGGUCUAGGCCGACACAGUCGUGUAUUCCAGUUCGAUGACUAUGCAUUUGACAUCAGUAACAAUGAUUACCUGACUGCUUUGGCUGCCGGUGGCUGUUGUUGUGUUCCGACACCUGAAAAAUCCAUAUCUGGUUUGAUUGAAAAUAUCAACAUCACGAAGGCCAAUAUGAGCUUCAUGACUCCAACAAUUGCCAUUCAACUCAGCCACAAAGAUGUCCCAUCGCUAGAGCUCCUUUGUGUUGGCGGCGAGCCUAUGUCAAAUGAUCUACUCAUGAAAUGGGGUCCUCAUGUGAAGCUUGUAAAUCAGUACGGAAUGGGCGAGGCAGCUACCUUCUGCGCAUACAACGACAACCCCAAGGCAGGUCACAAUGCCGUUGUUGGCAAAUCUGGUAGUGGUGCUAUUUGGAUUGCGAAUCCUUCUUCGCCUGAGCGACCAGUGCCUGUCGGCGCUGUUGGCGAGAUCUUGAUCGAAGGACCCCAUCUCGCCCGUGGGUACUUGGAUGACCUCUGCCAGAAACCAGAUGUCGGAUUCCUCCAAACAGUCCCUCGGUGGAUUGCGGAUCUCCACCCAUCACGAGCACAAAGCUCUCGCAUCUAUCGGUCCGGUGAUCUGGGUCGAUACCGCCACGAUGGAACAGUUGAGCACAUGGGUCGAAAGGACACGCUUCUCAAACUCAACGGUGGUCGUGUUGAGUCCACCGAAGUGGAGUAUGUCCUUCGAAAGACCCUUUCACCGGGCGAUCUUACCGUUGUUGAUAUGCUCGGCGAGAUUGACGGUACCGAUGAUCCCAUCCUGGUGGCCUUUGUUUACCUGGCAGACAACCCAUCAAACCUUAUUCCAGGAGUUUCAGACCACGAAAUGUCGUUCCUUCCGAUAACAAAUCGUGUCCGAGUGAACAGCCUGGUGGAGGCGAUGCAGAAUGAAGUCUACACCACUCUGCCAAAACACAUGAUGCCGAGCUUGUUUCUCCUUGUCGACCGAAUCCCUCGUACAAGGUCUAACAAGCUUGAUCGCAGAAAGUUACAUAAAAUCGCCCAGGAGUGGUAUAUGGAGAACCGAUGA
Messenger RNA from Penicillium expansum, 2367 nucleotides. Its product is annotated as putative NRPS-like enzyme. Gene Ontology annotation, molecular function: phosphopantetheine binding. NCBI's taxonomy places the organism in Eukaryota, Fungi, Ascomycota, Eurotiomycetes, Eurotiales, Aspergillaceae. Gene Ontology annotation, cellular component: cytoplasm. Bases 1 to 2367 code for a protein of 788 amino acids. The transcript has 2 exons. Gene Ontology annotation, biological process: secondary metabolite biosynthetic process; amino acid activation for nonribosomal peptide biosynthetic process. The record is from RefSeq and is a predicted model, not a curated record.